Molecule: messenger RNA, 2631 nt
Organism: Zea mays
Lineage: Eukaryota; Viridiplantae; Streptophyta; Magnoliopsida; Poales; Poaceae
Product: L10-interacting MYB domain-containing protein-like
Exons: 3
Coding region: 209-1558 (449 amino acids)
Source: RefSeq, a predicted model, not a curated record
UCCAACUCUGCAUCACACCUCGAUGUUUCUCGUCUCCUCCGCCAAACAUCCAGUUGGUUCUCGCGCCUCGCCCGCCGGUCUUCAAAUCCAAUUUCUGACUUCACGAGAGCUCGCCUGACCUCUUCCCUUCCUGUGCUUCCCUCCCUCCGCUUUCCCCAAACCGCUCCCUGCUCAAAUCCAUCGCUCCCUGUAAAAUCUUCUGCUCCCAAUGGAGUUCUUUGCUGCCACUGGUGAGGACGACGACUCCAUCGACACUUCCAACCUACCGGCCAAACAAGCAUCCUGGGAGUUAUCCCCCCAAGCUAGCCGCUCCAUGGGUGUCCCUGGAGCUCAUCUUCAAAGGGCUGCUGCAAACUUCAAUAGCUUCGACCUCAACUCUGAGGCCCCAAACUAUGGAAGCUUCACUCAAUUAGUUCUUUCUCCAUCCAUCCCCAAUCCAGAUCUCGAGUUUGGAGCAGGUCGGCGUGGCAAGGUAGCUGGUCAGCACUCUGUGUCUCCAAGCCAUGCUGCGGCACCGCAAAAAUCUUGCAGAGUGGACACCACAUCUGUUGCUAGAAAUCCCAUAACCAUGGGCGCACAUGGCGGGCAUCACCGUUCUGUGGCAUCUCUUCGUGGUGCCAAGGCGUCCAGACUGCACCCUGAAAUUGGUAGCAGGCAUGGGAAUCUUGGUGUAGGUGCAAGUUCCAAUGUCACAGCACCAUCCUUGGCAGACACAGACCACGCACAAGACAUGGAGGACGAAGUGGUUAUCGAUGCAUUUUCAAAUGGGGAGCACUAUGACAAGGCUAACUGGAAUUCCGAGAACACUAAUGUGUUCUGUGACCUGUGUGUUGAGGAGAUGCGCGCUGGGAAUCAUAGCAAUGGUUUUCUAACAGCGAGAGCUUACAAAAACAUAGCUGAGAAGUACUUCUUGACCACGGGGUUGCGACACUCUAGGCAGCAAUUUAAGAAUAGGUGGCAAGCCUUGAAGAGAAUGUAUAAUUUCUGGCUGUGGGUGAACAAACAAACAGGUCAAGGCUCUGUUUUUGACGAUGACGCAUUUUGGGAAUCCAAUACUAAGGGACAAUCCGAGUGGAAGAAGCUUAGGUACGCCCCCCCUGAAUGGAUCGAUCAAUUUGAAAUCAUGUUUCAGCAUGUGGCUGUUGAUGGAUCAUCUGCAUGUAUUCCUGGAGAGCAGAUUUUCAAUAAAGGUGGUUGUGGUGACAAAAAAGAUGUCGAUGGCAGAAAAAGAGUUGGGCAAAGCAGCAUAUGUGCUACCAGUCCACAGAAGAAAACAAAGAGCCCUAUGGUGAGGAUCAUGAAGGGAAUAUGGGAGACAAUGCAAAAGAACGCAGCGGCCACACAGAAGGCAGUGGAUGGUGAUGUGCAAUCAGAUUCGAUCAAAAAAGCCAUGUCCUUGGUUGUAGAGUGCGGAGCACCAGAGGGGAGUGCAGAGCAUUUCAUGGCCAGCCAGCUGUUUGCGAAAUCAGCCUAUCGUGACAUCUUUUUUACCUUAACAACCAAGGAGGGAAGGCUGGCUUGGUUGAGGAGGUGGUGUCAGUCAAGGAAUGUCUAUUAGUUCGUAUGCUAGUCAUGUGUAUGCAAGUUUAAAUUGUGUGUUUAUGGAUGGUAGUUGUAUAUUAGUUGUUGGAUGUGUCUGCUUUUGGUUAGGAGUAUAAAACCUCUUCAAACUAGCUGAGAUUGCUUUUGGGUUGUAAGAUAAAACAUGUGCUAGUGGAGUAAUGGUUACUCAUGGCUAGUCAACUAGUAGUGGCUGCACAUAAUGUACAUAUGACGUUGCAAUAAAUCGUACUAUUAUCUGUACAUAUUAGAUUGUAGUUGCUAUUUGUGUUACAUGUACAAUGUGUAUGUCUAACUGAUAUAGGAUGUAAUGUUCCUUUUCAGAUGGACUCCAGUUCAUCUGAUGAAGAAGAUAUAAGAAUCAAUUUCGCACUGCAGCAAGGAAGUCUCAUACAACAAUAUGGGGCAAUAGCGUGUCUAUUUGGUGCGUACUACAACGAUAAAUUUAUGAACAAAUCUAUGCAGAGACAACCUAAAGUAACUGGUAUGGAGUGGGUUAUGACAACCAUGAGAAAUUCUGUAUCAUGCUUCAACAUGUUUAAGAUGAGCCGAGAGAUAUUUGAUAGGUUGCAUUGUUUGCUAGUGGCUUCAUAUGGCUUGAAGGGGACAAGUAAGAUGAGCUCUGUUGAGGCAUUAGCAAUGUUCUUAUGGAUAAUUGGAGCACCACAGUCUGUUAGACAAGCGGAUAAUAGAUUUGAGAGGUCCACUGAAACAGUCAGUCGGAAGUUUGAUGAAGUUUUGGAGUGUAUGUACCGUCUCUCAGCCGAUAUCAUAAAACCCAAAGAUCCAGAAUUUAGGACAGUGCAUCCUAAACUACGUGUUGCUCAUUUUUCACCCCACUUCGAUAAUUGCAUAGGUGCCCUUGAUGGCACACAUGUUCCAGUUGUAGUUCCUGCGCCAAAAUUGCUUCAAUAUGUGGGAAGGCAUGGAUAUGCAUCACAAAAUGUGUUGGCUAUUUGUGACUUUGACAUGCGCUUCACCUUUGCUGUCGCGGGAUGGCCUGGAUCAGCACAUGACAUGCGUGUUUUCAACGAUGCAAUUCGAAAGUAUGGCGAUAAGUUUCCUCAUCCU